Fibroporia radiculosa is the source of this 1311-nucleotide messenger RNA. RefSeq lists its product as uncharacterized. NCBI's taxonomy places the organism in Eukaryota, Fungi, Basidiomycota, Agaricomycetes, Polyporales, Fibroporiaceae. The transcript is spliced from 4 exons. The coding region runs from base 1 to 1311 and encodes 436 amino acids. The record is from RefSeq and is a predicted model, not a curated record.
AUGUAUCUCACGGAUAACGCCAGUGCUUCAGACAUGUAUCAAUAUAACCAGUAUGGGUCUAUGCAAAGAUCUGUGCGACACCCGCCUCCUGCACCCACGAGUAUCGCCCUUGAUGACACUUUUGACGCAAUGACUACUGAGGCCCCAACGGACUGGGAUGUUGGCUUCGUGCGUCGCGAACAGGACUACGAGGAGUCUGUCACUGGAUACCAAAACUACGUCAACGAGAUGGAGAGGAAGCUGGGUGCGGAGGAAGAUCUCCGUGCUGCAGAGAGGAAGCCUCCUGUGGAAGCAGCACACCCGAACCGCAACAUCAAUGGGGGCGAGAGUGGCAGAGGCGCGAGAACUGGCUCAGGGCGGCGCAGUUUGGGCAGCCAAGACAUGCCUGUUAAUGGGCGAAAAGUCAGCGAUAAGAGGGGAAAGCUCGAGCUUGUGGAGUCUAGGAUCAUGGAGGAUGGCCCGAGCCGCACCAUUUCCCUCUGGCGGGAACGCGUCGCAGACAGCAGCGCAGGUAGCACUCCGACAGACGAUGGUGCGCGAAGUCGGGAAAAUAUCCAUUUGCAUGCUAAAGCGCCACCCAACGAUUCCCAUCCUCGAUGGACCGUAAGUGAUGGCCAAACCAAAAGCAGUAGUGUUGAAUCAAAACCAAGGAGGGGAAGUGUCCUGACCAUGGUCAAGACAGGGAAAUCAUCGUACGAGCGAAGCGAGUACAUGGUAGCAUAUCACCAACCCUCUAAAGCGGGAUUUCCGACACCCAUUUAUGCGCGUUCAGAGAACGGGAGUACGAUUCCGUUCAUGGAAACGGGUGGUCCUGUUCCAAUCAGUCCUCCCCGCCGAAACGCUCUUGAUCGCUCGGCGCCAAUGUCGCCGACACGACGAGCCUCAAGGCGGUUAUCACAGGAUACUAGAAGCGAAUUUAUGGUGAUGUAUCCGCAGACGCCACCUCGCAGCGGAGGCAGCACGGGCAGUUCGCCUAGUCCACAAUUACCACAGCCGGAACCCCAGAAGCAGAUGUCACCAUUACAUCAGCGAAGGGCGUCGAUAACAGCCAGUGCCAUGGGGGAUACUAGCGGAUCAAAGGCGACAAAUACGUCCUCGCCAGUGGAGUUGAUACUGGCGUCGUGCGAUCCAUCGUUGCUGCACCUAUCACCUAUCCUCUCAGAAUUAGGAAUACACAGGGUGGAGCAUCUCCGGGCUAUAGCGAGGCUGAGCGAGGCUACUCGAGACCGUGAGGUCAAAGAGCAGGCACUCAAGAAAGGUGUUACCAUCGUGGAAUGGGCCAUUCUGAUGGACAAACUGGAGACCUUGUAA